Messenger RNA from Austrofundulus limnaeus, 1204 nucleotides. Its product is annotated as growth arrest and DNA damage-inducible protein GADD45 alpha. The record is from RefSeq and is a predicted model, not a curated record. The coding region runs from base 100 to 585 and encodes 161 amino acids. Gene Ontology annotation, cellular component: cytoplasm; nucleus. NCBI's taxonomy places the organism in Eukaryota, Metazoa, Chordata, Actinopteri, Cyprinodontiformes, Rivulidae. Gene Ontology annotation, biological process: regulation of cell cycle. The transcript has 4 exons.
GCUGCCAGAGAUAUGUGUCAGUUGUAGGUCUGUGAGGCACGGAUAAGAUCGAGAAAACACCAGCAGUUUUUUCUCUUCACAGCGGAGGAUUUGGAUUGAAUGUUAAACAUGACUUUUGAGGAACUAAGUGGAGAUUACUCCCAGGAAAGGAUGGAUACGGUGGUCAAAGCUUUAGAAGAGGUCCUGACCUCUGCCUUGCCACAGGGCUGCAUCACAGUCGGUGUUUACGAGGCAGCCAAGUCCCUGAAUGUAGACCCUGAUAAUGUGGUUCUGUGCAUUCUGGCCACGGACGAUGAUGACAUUAAAGACGUGGCGCUGCAGAUCCACUUUACACUCAUCCAGGCCUUCUGCUGUGAAAACGACAUCAACAUCCUGAGGGUGAACAACACCAGGCGCCUGGCAGAAAUCCUGGGAGGAGGAGGGAAGCAGAGCGGGGGCGAACCUUUGGACCUGCACUGUGUUCUUGUAACUAGCCCACUCUCCACAUCCUGGAAGGACCCGGCUCUGAGCAAACUGAACCGGUUCUGCAGAGAGAGCCGCUGCAUGGACCAGUGGGUUCCCAUCAUCAACCUGCCUGAGCGCUGAAGCUGCGAACACUCCACACCUGUCCAGAAACUGCUUGUGUCUGCACAGGAGUGCUGGAAACCCAGACCAACCACCCGUCUGUGUGGGACGUCACCAGUUUCAGAGAAGUUCCCCUUUGGACCGGGCUGUUUGGAGUUUACAAUCCAGAAGAGAUGCAGAGGGACUGUCAGAGGUGGAAACGAUACAAAAAAACUAAAAACAAAGAAAGCAUGUGUGCUUUUGAAUUUUCAGCUCGUAGGAUGUGCAGACGGAUUAUAUCAUAAAUGUUUGGUACCGCRUCUGUGGCGAGUCCAGAGAAGUGGGGAGAAGCCAGAACACGGAGCUGCUGAGCGGACCGAGCCUCUCUCUGCAGAAACCCAGAACUUGUUGAAACACUGGACCUUCUGUGACUUGAUUCAAAGUGUUUGUGUUGCUGUUGUCAUGGUUUCUAAAGGGAAAGGGUUCCACAUCCGGUGAAGACGUUCUGUGUUCAGCGUUCAUUUUCCAGCUGGUUCCUUUGUUACUGUUUAAGUUAUUUUUAAUUAUAUUUAAGCAUAUUUAUGUUCUUUUUUACCGAUUUGAGAGAUCUGAAACGAAGACACUUUGGUUUUGCUGUCAAUAAAAACCGUUUUGAACUAAA